AUGGACAACAUUUCCAAGGAGUUCAUAAAGGAAAAAAUUUUCAAUUUACCUGGUCCAUUUUGUAGUGCAAGACGCGUGUACAAUAGCUUUUCCUCUAAUUUAAGACCAAGCCCUCAAUUGACAGAGGAAUGUUUUAGAGAACUCGAAAAACAAUCUCUUGGUCAUUUUAAAAAGGUAAAGAGGUCUAUGUACUUUUAUAAAGCACUCCCCUCGUCACUUAAUGAAAACCAUCUUCGGGGUUUUAAUCUUUCUCUUGAUGAUUACAUAAGAACAUUUUUAAAAAGAGAUGAUCUUUUGGCCUCUAAGGAAAGAAAUACAAUGUUGCACUAUCACCCCUUAGAAAAGGAACUCAGGGAAUACCUGAUAAAAAAUCAAGCUCCUAUCUUAGAUGAUUAA
Messenger RNA from Porites evermanni, 396 nucleotides. NCBI's taxonomy places the organism in Eukaryota, Metazoa, Cnidaria, Anthozoa, Scleractinia, Poritidae. The record is from the annotation of a GenBank genome assembly.